Dothidotthia symphoricarpi CBS 119687 is the source of this 1092-nucleotide messenger RNA. RefSeq names its product cytochrome c oxidase subunit I. Gene Ontology annotation, cellular component: membrane; Golgi apparatus. NCBI's taxonomy places the organism in Eukaryota, Fungi, Ascomycota, Dothideomycetes, Pleosporales, Dothidotthiaceae. The coding region runs from base 1 to 1092 and encodes 363 amino acids. The record is from RefSeq and is a predicted model, not a curated record. Gene Ontology annotation, biological process: retrograde vesicle-mediated transport, Golgi to endoplasmic reticulum. The transcript is spliced from 2 exons.
AUGUUGCCACCGCUGACGAGGAGCCUUCUCGCCGCUGUUGUCGUCUUCACUCUGCUCAACUUCCUCCUACGCCCACACGCAGACUGGGUGGAAAAGGUCGAGCAACCUCUGAUCGGCGUCGGCCAUGGCGUGCCCUACCUCACUAUUGUGCCGGGUGUCUCCGUAAGAUAUCCGUGGGUCUUUGCCCUGGCCACAGUAGCCGAGCAGAAUGUUGCUGGCCUGCUCAUAACAGCCGCGACCGUCUUCUAUGGCGGCCGCUAUCUGGAGCGCGCCUGGGGGUCGCAAGAAUUCGCAAAGUUCAUUCUCUUUGUCUCGGUGGUGCCCAACCUCUUGAGCUUUCUACUCUAUAUUGUCGCAUAUGUUCUCACUUCGAGAAGUGCUCCGCUACACACCACAAUCUCUGGUGGCAUUGCCAUUCAGGCGGGCUUCCUCGUCUCCUUCAAGCAGCUCGUCCCCGAACACACCGUCGCAAUCGCAAAGGGCCUCAUUCGCAUGCGCGUCAAGCACUUCCCUGCCAUCUUCCUUCUCGCAAACACAAUUUCUGGCCUCGUACUGGGUACUGAGACAGCCAUGUUCCUCGCCUGGUUUGGCUUCAUGACGGCAUGGGUCUACCUCCGGUUCUACCGCAUCAGCCCCUCUCUCUCGUCCGCUGCUACUGGCGACGGCUCAGUUAUCAGAGGAGAUGCCUCAGACACCUUUGCGUUCGCCCACUUCUUCCCUGAACCCAUCCAGACACCCGUUGCUGUGCUAGCAGACCAGGUUUAUAACAUAUUGGUCUCAAUCAACAUAUGCACUGCUUUCUCUACCCAUGACAUUGAUACAGGCAACGAACAGGCAAGCGCUCGCGCUGAAGGAGGUCUACCAAGCAUCAUGAACCCCAACAGUCGGGGCGGGAGAGGCGGAGGAACACGCGCAGAGGCGGAGAGAAGACGAGCGUUGGCACUAAAGGCCCUCGAUCAGCGAUUGCAUGCUGCUGCAGCCCGUCCAGCUCCAGCACCAGCUCCAGUUUCCGUUUCUGGGCCUUCAAAUAUGCUAGGGGAGACGACUUACGAACCUGAACGACCAGAUGCUCCCGAGAAGCCUACGUCGUAA